CGCAAGAGACCCUUCAAGUUUAAAAAAUAAAAACCAAAACAGAUCUCUCCGGCCGUCUUUUUGUUUCUUCUUUCCUCCAUCUCCGGCAUCGUAAGAUGUCUCCGGUACCGGAAAGGGCAAAGCUCCACAUAGCUAUGGUGGUGUUUCAGACAGGGUACGCAGGGAAUCACGUGAUCAUGAGAUACGCUCUAAACUUGGGAGUAAGCAAGCUUGUCUUCCCACUUUACCGGACCAUCGUUGCUUUCUCUGUUCUUGCUCCCUCUGCUUACUUCCUUGAAAAAAAAGAGAGACCUGCGAUGAACAUGACUCUUCUGAUUCAGUUCUUCCUUCUUGGACUAAUCGGAAUAACGUUGAACCAAGGAUUUUACAUAUUUGGAUUGGACAAUACUUCACCAACAUUUGCAUCAGCAACAGAAAAUGCUGUUCCUGCUGUUUCAUUCCUCAUGGCCGCCUUGCUCGGAGUAGAGAAAGUGAAAUGGAAGAGGAAAGAUGGUAUAGCUAAAGUGGUGGGCACAAUUACUACCAUAAUAAUAAACCAAUAUCUUCUCUUAAUCAACCAUUAAUUUCUUCCUAAACUUUNCCUGCAUUUAAUGAACCAACAAACCAUGAAAGCUGAAGAAUCAGAGGAACAAAACAAGAACUGGACGCUGGGAUGUCUUUGUUUGAUGGGUCACUGUUUAUGUUGGUCAAGUUGGAUUGUGUUGCAGUCACCAUUGCUUAAGAAGUAUCCAGCUCGCUUCUCCUUUGUCUCUUUCUCUUGCCUUUUCGCAGUUUUACAGUUCUUUGGAAUCUCUGCUUAUUUCGAGAGAGAUCUAGAGAGUUGGAAGAUAACGUCAGUAGGCGAAUUAUACGCGUUACUAUACACUGGAUUGGUGGGUUCAGCAAUGGUGUUUGCAAUACAAAUAUAUGUAGUGCAGAGAGGAGGACCUCUGUUUGUAUCAGCGUAUCUGCCUCUUCAAACUUUAAUUGCUGCUGUUUUAGCCACUUUUGCUCUUGGUGAACACUUCUACCUUGGAGGACUGAUUGGUGCAAUAUUAAUCAUGAGUGGACUGUACUUAGUUGUGAUGGGAAAGAGUUGGGAGAAUCAAGAAGCUCUUUGUCAACAACAAAGACAACAUAUGAUUUCUUCAGCAUCCGAAUUUGGUCAUGAAGAAGAUUACCAUAAUAAUAAACCAAUAUCUUCUCUUAAUCAACCAUUAAUUUCUUCCUAAACUUUAUUCUUGCAUCCAGCAUAUCGGAACACAAGAAUAACAACGGAAAGACCAAAAAAGCAAAGCUUAUAAUAUGCAUGAGAUCUCACAGAGUAUCUUUUUUGUUGUU
Messenger RNA from Camelina sativa (false flax), 1320 nucleotides. The record is from RefSeq and is a predicted model, not a curated record. NCBI's taxonomy places the organism in Eukaryota, Viridiplantae, Streptophyta, Magnoliopsida, Brassicales, Brassicaceae.